ACUUUUAAUAUAUUAGUUCUUUGCUUUCCUGACUAACGGAGUCAGUUUGGGACGUGUUUUGGUGGAAUAGUUUCUCCAAGGACGUGGAAGUCAGGACUCAGGAGGACAUCGGGGAGUUUCCCACUUCGUCUCCUUUACAUUGAGAUUUUUUGUUAUUUUGUAAAGAAAAACGUUGUUUUUACAUCCAGCUCUGGGAUUCUAAGUUACAUUUAGAGUAAUGGGUGAAUUUCAGGGUGAUACUUGCUGUGAACUCUCUGAAUUUGUAACAUCUAAAAGUUUCCAAUAUGGCGACGGACCUUCUGUCUUCCCUGGCCGAGCUGAGGGAGGCUGGAGGGUGGAUCUACGGGACGUAACGUACCAGAAGAAUUACGCAUUUUUUCAGACAACGGAAGUAACAACACCGAUGUACACCAGGUCAUGCGUGUGUUUGGAUCCAGUUUGGAUCCUUCAGAGCUGCGGUUCUCCUGACGCUGGACGUUGGUGGGAGUUCGGUCUGAGCAGAACCACAUCUACUAUUCUAAGUGUGAUUCACGGACUCUGUCACUCUGGCGGAAGGAUUUGGUUUCGGUGUCAGGCGGAACCAGAGUUGUUCACAGGCACUGGGCGGAACCUUCGUGCUGCUGUUAAAAAAAGGUUGAAGGUGCAUUUCGGCCUCCAUCCAGAGGGGGCGCUGUUUAACUGAGGAGCUGAGUAGAGAACCAUCCUGAUCAGCUCCAGCAUCGAGCAGAAGGACCGUGUUUCUCGUCCAGCUCUGAGUUCCGGGUCUCCAGCAGGAUAAACAGGAUGAAGUAUUUCACCAGACUGAGAGUUAAACGGAUCUAUGAAUGGCGUGGAGACCCUCUGGGCUUCAACAGGAAACUCAAAACUCUGGAAUAUGGCUCAUUGGCCAUCAGGGUGGAGGGUCUUCCUCAGACCACCAUCAUCAAAACGGGUCAGCACAUCCUGAUCGAGGGAGACGACAACGACAACCCGUACGUUGCCAGAGUGGUCCGGCUGUCUGCAGACGAGAGCGGGAAGCAGAAGAAGGCCGUGGUUCAGUGGUUCGUUCGGGUUUCUGAAGUGCCUCCGAGCAAACUGAAGCUGCUGGGCAGAGAUCCUCACCCGCAGGAGAUCUUCUUCUACGAGGGACGCAACUGUGAUGACGAGGUGGACGCCAAGUCCAUCCUGAGACCCGUGCAGGUGAAACACCUGGACACCGCUGCUCCGUUCCCCGACUCUGAAGACAAGGAAACUCUCUACGUGAAGCUCUCCUGGGACACGAGGACCUUCAGGGAUGUGGAUUCAUCUCUGGUGGAGUCCGUGCCUCCAUCGUCCUCCUAACCCCCCCCUGCCUCCAGGGGUCUGGGGCGGCGUGCCCUGCCGGCCCCGGACCCCGCCAUCUUGCACAGGGCGGCGUUGGGCGACGUCCGAUACAGCAGAGCCUCGGCGAGCGCCAGUAAGGCCACCGCUGAGGCGGAGUCGCUUCAUUCUGUGACCAAACUGUCGGCUUCAAAAUGCCUCAGCGACAAGAGGAGGAACGCCACUGAGAGGACGCCGGGUCUUCGCAAGAAGCUGCAGCUCUGCAGUCCGGACGAGUCAGAGGUGUUCAGAGAGGAUGUCCUGAACCGGCUGCUGGAGGAGGAGCUGGAGUCAGCCGGGAUGCAGUCUCAGAGACUGGCCUCCUCCCCCCCUCGGUCCCCAAUUCUCACACAGAGCAUCACCCCUCUAAAGAGGACCAACAGGAACCUCAGCUCUGAGCAAAGCAUCCACCUGAAACCAUCCACCAUCAGCCGCCGCAACCAGUCCGUGAGCGAGGCGGACAGUCCUCCAUCCUCGGCCGGGGACGACUCCAGCAGUCCUCAGCCCAGUGAGGAGCUGGAGGCGCCUCUGCUGAACGGAGCAGCUGAAACUCUCAGGAGAAGAAGAGCCACUCCGGGGGGAAACUACGCCACCAGGAGGGAGAUAACCACCACUCCUUCCAGAAGAAAGAAAGCAGAGCUUGUGAAGGAACCAGCUCUGGCUGUUCUAGCCGAGGAGGAGAACAAAAACUCGCUGCCGGCCACCGGCACUCCCAGGAGCUCCAAGAGGAAGUCGGCUCUGAUGGUGUCGUCUCGAAUCAAGAAGCAACUGAUUCUUCUAGAUGUUCAGGAGGACCUGAACUCUGAUGACGAUGAUGAGUUCAUUCCAUCCAAGAAGGAGCUGCAGAGCAGCAGCAAGGAGGAGGAGGAGGAAGAUGCUGAGGAAGAGGAGGAGAAUGGGCCAGAUAGUGAUGAUGAGGUGGUGGCGAAGAAGAGCCGCCGCUCUUCGUCCUCAGCGGAGUCUCGUACUCCUCGCUUGAAGCAGAAAACCUGCUCCUCAGCCCGAACGCCGAGGAAGACUCCGAGGAAGACCACGCCGCGGACCCCCCGCCACGCCACGCCCAGCAUCCCCAGACGGUCACAGCCAGCGCGACGGCCCACCAACGUUCUGGAAGAGGCCAGAACCAGGCUGCACGUGUCCUCGGUGCCGGAGUCUCUGCCCUGCAGGGAGCAGGAGUUUCAGGACAUCUACAGCUUCGUGGAGAGCAAGAUCAUGGACGGCACCGGAGGGUGCAUGUACAUCUCCGGCGUGCCUGCGGGGAAUACGGCCACGGUCCAUGAGGUGAUGCGCUGCCUGCAGCACGCCGCCGAUGUGGACGAGAUCCCGGCGUUCCGGUUCAUCGAGAUCAACGGGAUGAAGAUGACGGACCCUCAUCAGGCGUAUGUUCAGGUCCUGCAGGAGCUGACGGGUCAGAAGGCCACGGCCAACCACGCUGCGGCGCUGCUGGAGAAAAGGUUCAGCAAUCCGGCGCCGAGGAAGGAGACGACCGUGCUGCUGGUGGACGAAUUGGACCUGCUGUGGACCAGGAAGCAGAACGUGAUGUACCACCUGUUCGACUGGCCGACGCGCCGCCACGCCCGCCUGGUGGUGCUGACCGUCGCCAACACCAUGGACCUUUCGGAGAGGAUCAUGAUCAACAGAGUGACCAGCAGGCUGGGUCUGACCCGGAUGUCCUUCCAGCCGUACACCUUCAAUCAGCUGCAGCAGAUCAUCACGUCUCGCCUGAACAAGGUGAAGGCCUUCGAGGUGGACGCUCUGCAGCUGGUUUCCAGGAAGGUGGCAGCUCUGUCGGGCGACGCUCGCCGGUGUUUGGACAUCUGUCGGAGAGCGACGGAGAUCUGCGAGCACUCGGCCACCGACCCGUCCAACGCGGGAUUGGUGGAGACGAGCCACGUGAUGGAGGCGCUGAACGAGAUGUUCUCCUCGCCGUACAUCACCGGCAUCAAGUGCGCCUCGACGCAGGAGCAGCUCUUCCUGCGAGCCGUCAUCGCGGAGUUCCGGAGGCUGGGAUUGGAGGAGGCCAGCUUCCAACAGGUGUUUGUGCAGCACCAGGCUCUGUGUCGGGUGGAGGGUCUGCAGCCGGUCAGCGUGUCGGAGGGCCUGGCCGUGUGUCAUCGUCUGGGGGCAUGCAGGCUGCUGCUGCUGGAGCCCAGCCGCCUGGGAGUCCUGCAGAGGGUCCGGCUCAACAUGAGUCAGGACGACAUGCUCUUCGCCCUGAAGGCUGCCUUAUGAGGAGGAGGCUUGUUUCACUGACUGAGAACUUUAAUACAGAAUCUGGUUUCUUUGUUUUAGAUGUGUUGUGGGAGACUCUGUGACGUCCCUGGUUUUAUCAAAGUUUGCUUCUAUCAACGUUCUUUAACAUUUUGUUU
Girardinichthys multiradiatus is the source of this 3707-nucleotide messenger RNA. RefSeq names its product origin recognition complex, subunit 1 (gene orc1). Gene Ontology annotation, molecular function: ATP hydrolysis activity; DNA replication origin binding; ATP binding. Gene Ontology annotation, biological process: mitotic DNA replication checkpoint signaling; DNA replication initiation. The record is from RefSeq and is a predicted model, not a curated record. Gene Ontology annotation, cellular component: nuclear origin of replication recognition complex. Lineage: Eukaryota; Metazoa; Chordata; Actinopteri; Cyprinodontiformes; Goodeidae.